Klebsormidium nitens is the source of this 1282-nucleotide messenger RNA. Lineage: Eukaryota; Viridiplantae; Streptophyta; Klebsormidiophyceae; Klebsormidiales; Klebsormidiaceae. The record is from the annotation of a GenBank genome assembly.
AGCUGGGAUACGAACGCUUGUGCUCAUAACAGAAACAGUGUGGUUGCGCGCGCAGCUUCUCUGGAAAGAUACUGACCGUGGAUGAGUUCGACCUGACAAACUUGGACGUGAUCGAGCAAUGCAACGUGGCCAAUGUGACCUAUCAUACGUGAUGCAGGCCUGAUGCUCAAUGCACCCUGGUCCCUGCGCAUUGCCCUGCAUUUGCUUUGUUCAGCUGGUUUUGAAAAGCCAUGGCGCACGCAUUGCAGACUUCCCCUUUCCUGGGUUCCACUGGAGCUUUCCAGUCAGCAGCAUUGCAGCAGAGGUUUGAGAACACCGCCAGAAGAUGCCCGCUUAUUAGCUCCCACCAACCAUCAAGCGCCAGGUGUCAAGCUGCAAGUGGUGACUCCGCCAGGGAGGCACCUGCUGUCACAAGGCGAGCUGCGUUGAACCUCGCUGCGGCUGCGGCCGUCCUUGCGAACUCACCGCUCAGGGCUCAGGCGGCCAGCCUGCCGAAAAGCGACGAUACGCAGAUUAGGCUGGUGUCAAAGGACGAAGAAGCUGGCAUCGAGAAGUUGCCCCUGCAGACGACCUCUUCAGGCCUGCAGUACCGAGACCUGGUGGCAGGGGAGGGACCCAGCCCGCCCGUCGGAUUUCAGGUCACAGUUCACUACGUUGCGCAGCUGCCAGAUGGCCGCAUCUUCAACAGCUCUCUCGAGAAGGGCUCGCCGUACAUUAUUCGCGUGGGGGCCGGCCAGGUGUUGAAAGGCCUCGACGAGGGCCUGCUGACGAUGAAAACGGGUGGCAAGCGGAGACUAUACAUCCCGGGAGACCUCGCAUUCCCGAAGGGCCUCGGCGCGGCGGCAGGGCGGCCGCGGGUGCCGCCCAGCAGCCCCGUCGUGUUUGACGUCCAGUUGCUGUACAUCCCUGGCAUUUCGGACGACCUUGCUUCGGAGGAAGAGGCUUCAGCGUAAAAGGAGGAAGCUUCUCCGUCUGAGGAAGCGUGAUGAUGUUCUAGACGGCUGCAGAUUUGCGUUUGGUUAGCCUGGUGUGACUACCAUUUUUGACCUGGUAAAGCUGCCGCCAAGUGGCAGUUUCGUGUUGCAACGUUUUCUUUUCGAGUGGUUGAUCAAUCUGCGGCGCCUAAAACUAGAGGGCCCGACAUCGUCAAGUUGGGUCUAGUGCUCUUGGCAUUCUGCCCUGAACUUUGUGUACUUAAUUGUGUGAUGGCAGUGCGUAGAGUGCCGCGCGGAUCCACUGCUUUACGUCAUUCUAAUGAUACAGUAUGUCAGAAGGUGUGCUG